AUGAAGCAUGAGAUUCAUACUUCUAACAAAAACACCUGGGCUAGGAAGAUUGAAGACCUUAACUUGGACAGGAGCGGCGAAAAGCUUUGGAAAUUUGCAAAAUCAUUUGGAGUAGACCACUCUGAUCAUCACCCACUUACUAUUGAAAAAAAAAAUGGCAAGCUGCUGUCUGGGAAACCUACUGCUGACCUUCUAAUGAAGCACUUGAGUGGAAUUGGAAACUUGCAGAUCCAUCCAAGAAAACUAACUGUACUGGAGGAAAGUAAUGAAUUGCAAACCAAGAGGCAGUGUACUGGAUGCUCCUUUCAAUGA
Molecule: messenger RNA, 312 nt
Organism: Nezara viridula (southern green stink bug)
Lineage: Eukaryota; Metazoa; Arthropoda; Insecta; Hemiptera; Pentatomidae
Source: the annotation of a GenBank genome assembly